This is a messenger RNA of Drosophila serrata, 4648 nucleotides long. RefSeq names its product calcium-binding EGF-like domain-containing protein pawn (gene pwn). Gene Ontology annotation, molecular function: calcium ion binding. Lineage: Eukaryota; Metazoa; Arthropoda; Insecta; Diptera; Drosophilidae. The record is from RefSeq and is a predicted model, not a curated record.
GCCUUCGAUCGUGGCGCACCUGUUGACGGUUUUCUGCACUUAUCUUGGCGGUCAAAGCCCAAACAUGCCUCGCCCAAGUACGGUUCAUCAAUAAAAACAACAAAAAUAGUGAAAAUAAAUAGUGGAAAGCCCUGACAAUAACGCUUCAAGAGGCAAGCCAGUGUGGCCUCCGCGGAACCCAGUGUUUAUGCAAACAUGCGACGAAAGCCACAGAACUUAACACACCAUAAACUAUCGAGUAGGGGCCGAGCUGGAGACGGAGGAGGAGGUGGUGGAGAAAGGCCAAGUGCCACCUUCCUGUCGUCGCCGGCCAUUCCCAACAAUAGUAGAAGAAGAAUGCCAAGAGACCAUCGACAAUUGAUGGCCGUUGCCGUGUCGAUGUUGCCGCUGGCGCUUCUGCUGCUCCUGGUUCAGCUAACAGCUGGUCAGCAUGAGAGCAUAUCCCAGAUCUCGCCCAAGUCUAGUAGCCAUCCGAGUUCUGGCCGCCUGAGCAUCGAGAGUACCGUGGCGGACUCUGUCAAUGGCCUGGCCGAGAGCUACUCCCCGCCCCGCAAGAGCAACGAGAACGAGAAUGAGACGCGGGCGGAGCGCGUGGAACGAUCCGCAUCACCCAUCCUGCACGAACGGAAGGCUGCAGCCGGACCCAACGAUGUUCACUUUCCGGAGGAGCUGGAGAAGGACGUGUCCGCCGGGCGGUACUUCCACUACAAUAUCAAGCCCACGGGAACGUACGACAACCAGGAGGAGCAGCCGGAACGGACGCAUCAGAGGAUCAGGGCCGGAAAGACGCUGUCAGCUGAAAGCACCACCAGCAGCGCUAGUCCUUCGGAGCAGUCUUUUUUAGGGCGGGGGGACCUGCGACCGCUAGUGUCGGGGUCCCCGAUCCGGCCGAGUCCGAGCAGUACUGCCACCUCAGCGACGGCCAGUGCCACCCAGGUGCCGCAUAGUGCGCACAGUCCGCGCCAGAACGGCAAUCCCGACAUCCAGGACAUCAUCACGGGCAUCGUUAAGCUGCUAAACGGAAAUGUCAAUGUCCACGCCAAUACGCAAGGCGUCCGACGUCCAUCGGCCAGCAGGAUCAACAACAGGGGUCCCCCGAGGAUCUCCGAGACCCAGAACCUGCCUAUCGACUAUGAGGCCCAGAAGCCCGGCACCUCCAUGCGUCCCCCGCCAUACCCCUUCGAUCGUCCGGAGCGUCCCUUCAUCACGGGCGUACCCAUUCCGGAGCAGAUUGUGCCCGUGCGUCCGGGCUUUGUGAGCAAUCGUCCGCCCUGGUACCGGAACAAGCCGCGUCCACCCAUCGCCACCAGUGUGGGCGGCAAUCGGAGACCUCUGCCGCAGUACAAACCCCUGCCGACUCCACAAGUGCAACCCUCUACGCAGCCUAACCCAGAGCAGCUGGAUAGGGAGCCAGAGAAGGGUCAGAAUCAUCAGGAACAGCAUCCGUCAGCAGCUGGAGAGGAUGCAGUGCAGCCCACGGACACAACCUACGACUCGGAGUUCUCCAACGAAGAUGCCAAUGCCCAGUACAUUGAGGUCUCGGACCAGGACACAGAUGCCACUGGAGGCGGAGAGGUCGAGGAUGAGCUGCAGCCACCUCCUCCUCCCUCCACAACCAGCAAUCCUCCCACGCCCCCAACCAUUUCCUCGAAAAAGAAGCACAAGCCAAAGCCAGGCAGUGAGAAGAAGAAGCUGCAGGAGGAUCAAUCCCCGGAUGAGGGCUACACUACCAUCAUAGAGACCAGCUCAGUGGUGCACACUGUGAUGGGUAUGUCCUCCACGUACGUUCCGAUGCCCAUGGAUAGCUCCGAGCUUCCCGAUCUGGAUCCCUCCACCGAGGAGGUCAUCUUCAUGACGGCUAACCGAACGCCCGGCUUGGACACAAUCUCCACCUCGUCGCUUAGCAUCUCUACGGCCUCCACUGUGUCGUCAGCCAUCCAACCCACGUCCUCCGAAGAACCCAUCACUACCACCACUACUACCAGUACUAGCUCCACCUCAACCACCACUACCACCUCCACCACCACCACCCCGCCAUCAACUACGAGUUCCACUGAAAGUGCGCCACCUAACAACUCCAAUGCCAAUCCCAAUGCCACUCCGCCCGCCCCCUACCACCCCCGACCCGGGAUUGUCCUCGAUGACCCCGAGUUCAAGCCCGGCGGUCGGCCGCGCCCCGUUAACCAGCGACCACCGCCCCAGCCACAACAGAAGCUACCCCUUCCUGCGGUGCAGCCCACAAGGCAGCACCUGCCGCCCGGCUACGGCGAGAUCUUCGACGUGACCCUGUCCGCCAUCCAGGGACCCGGACCCAAGGGCAGCGGCUCCCAGCAGACGAUCAACAUCAAGCCAUACGGAUCCUAUGCAGCGGGCGGAGGGCAGGGUGACAUCAUAGUGUCGGCAUCAGGUGACGAUGGCUUCGUCUCGAUCGAUGGCAAACGCACUUACAUCAAUCUCUUUGGUGACCCCACAGAUCCCCCAGCUGGGGCCACGACGCCGGCCACGCGUCUGCCCCAGUUGCCAGGUGCUGGAUCCUCUCCAGCCAUCGGUGGAACUAAAGGUGCCAGCUCGCCUUCGGUGCCGGCCAACGCCGUUACCCAGAGCAGCGGUGGCUAUGUGGUGCCGGAAACGGAGGUGGUGGAUCUUCAGGGACACAGCAAGCCGGCGGGUCAGCCAGCAGGCUCAUCAACGACCAAUGCAGGUCCCACUAGGCCCCACUACCGUCAGAGACCAACGCAGCCGCCUGUAAGGAUUGACACCUGCAUUGUGGGAGAUGAUUCCACCUGUGAUCAGGCGCAACACGAGAGAUGCAAGACGGACAACGGGGUGUCCAGCUGCCACUGUAGGCCAGGCUACUCCCGUCGCAAGCACCGGGAACCUUGUCGUCGGGUCAUCUCAUUCCAUCUGGGCAUGCGCGUGGACCGCAUCUACGAGCACCGCAUAGUGUGGGACACCAAGCUGAUGGACAGGCACAGCGAGCCUUUCGGUCAGCUGAGCUAUGAAUCUAUUCGAGCGCUGGACUCUGCCAUGUCGAUGACUCCCUACUCGGAUGAGUUUAUGGAAGCCAAGGUGAACAACAUUUACAGAGGUGAUCCCAAUCUGGGCGGAAGUGGGGUCUAUGUGAAUAUGACAAUCAAGCUGGAUGAGAGCGUGGAGACCUUGCGGCCCAACCUGCGCAGUGACGUACAGAAGCACCUCCUGGGCGUGCUCCAUCGGCGGAACAACAACAUUGGCAACUCUGUGCUUUACGUCAGCUCUCCAGAGGGCGCAGUGUCGGCGCUCCAAGACUUGGAUGAGUGCCAGUCGCAGGAGUUAAACGAUUGCCAUCCCGGUGCCAGUUGCACCAACACGUGGGGCAGCUUCCGCUGUGCCUGUGAGGCUGGACUGCGUGAUCCCUGGGCUGACCAGCCGGCAAGGGCAGGACGGGAAUGCCAGGCGUGCGCUGACUCCGUCUGCAACAAUCACGGUACCUGCAGCUAUGGCGACGAUGGCGGACAGGUGUGCACCUGCGACUCCAGCCACUAUGGCGCUCAGUGCGAGAUUGACGGCGAGGUCCUGGGCGUGGCCAUUGGCGCCUCCGUGGCGGCCAUCAUCAUUAUUGUUCUGACACUGGUGUGCCUCAUCAUGUGGUCCCGGCGGUGGCAGCGUGAGCAGAAGAAUGCCAUGGGAUCCCCUGUAUUUGGUUACAUGAACACGGCGCCACUUAAGUCCGCUGGAUUGCCUCAGGCAGGCUAUCAGGUGACUUUAGAGGAUCGCAUGCGUUGGGCACAAAUAGCCGAUGUGAUGGCACAGACGAAUCACUACGGGCAGGCCGAGCCCAUUGGACCCACUCGCCCCUCCUCGGCCAUGUUCGCGUACCCCAAUCUAGGCGCCAUGGGCAUGGGCACCUUGGGCGGGAUGUCGCUCCAGAGUACCAUGCAGAUGCAUCCGAGUGCCACGCUGGCGCCACCAGUGCCAUUGCCCAGAAGGCUUGGCCUGGGCCCGCGCUCGAAUGGAAUGCGAACCCUGGAGAACUCCAGCUCCAGCGAGGAGGAGGAUCGCGCCGAUCUGCUGGGGCGCAACUUCCAAGUGCCACGCCCCAAGAGUCGCAGCAAUGGCAGCAUAGCGAACCAGUCUGGCAUCUACUACGAUGUGGACUACGAGCCGUCGGGCAAUGGCAUUGGGAACUCCAGCGUGGACCACUUGUACGGCUCGCAGAAUCAGUCCGUGACGGGCCACAAUCACAUCCCUGGUCCGCAGGGCAUACCGAUGAGCACAUACACCUCUGGCCGAGCUCCCAGCAGUUAUUACAUGAAGUGAACGCGGCUGGAGCAGCCACGAAUGAGCCCUCAACCCUGUAUAUACGCUACCUAGGUUAAGGAACGUCGAUCCGGCGAGAACUAAAACACUUUUCCACUGCAGUCCCCGCGGCGACUGCAGCUGAGACGCGUUUUGGACGCCGUCCCCUCCUCAACUUCCUCAUUCUUAGCACGAGAAACGUAGACUUAGGACUAUCCUUAGGUUCGAUCUAGAUGUACGAAAUGCAAGCGACAACUAAUCAUUAUUUUUAAACCCUAUUUUAAACACUUAAAUUAUUGCCACCUUCCGCUGUCCAUUCGAAGUCAAGUCCCUUAAAAUAGUUAGCUUACUUUCCAUAAAAUCUGUAAAA